Molecule: messenger RNA, 1488 nt
Organism: Nothoprocta perdicaria
Lineage: Eukaryota; Metazoa; Chordata; Aves; Tinamiformes; Tinamidae
Gene: SLC25A15
Product: solute carrier family 25 member 15
Exons: 6
Coding region: 40-945 (301 amino acids)
Biological process (GO): mitochondrial L-ornithine transmembrane transport
Molecular function (GO): L-ornithine transmembrane transporter activity
Source: RefSeq, a predicted model, not a curated record
GCUUUUGCAUCUGCAGGAAGGGAGAAGCAAGCGUGAAGCAUGAGGGUGAACUCUGCCAUCCAGGCUGCCAUCGACCUCACAGCGGGAGCCGCAGGUGGGACCGCGUGCGUGGUGACCGGGCAGCCCUUUGACACGGCCAAGGUGAAGAUGCAGACGUUCCCCGAGAUGUACAAGGGCGUCGUGGACUGUUUCGUGAAGACCUACAAGCAGGUGGGACUCCGAGGCUUCUACAAAGGGACCACCCCGGCCCUCGUAGCCAACAUCGCCGAGAACUCCGUUCUCUUCAUGUGCUAUGGAUUUUGCCAGCAAAUUGUGAGGAAAAUUGUCGGGGUGGACAGGAAGACAAAACUCAGCGACCUGCAGAGCGCCGCCGCCGGCUCCUUCGCCUCCGCCUUCGCCACCCUCGUGCUGUGCCCCACCGAGCUGGUCAAGUGCCGCCUGCAGGCCAUGCACGAGAUGCAGCUCUCGGGAAGGGUGCUGCACGGACACAGCACAGUGUGGGCAGUGGUGAAGGGCGUGCUCCAAAAGGACGGGCCCUUCGGCUUUUACCGCGGCCUGUCGAGCACUUUGCUGCGGGAGGUGCCCGGGUAUUUCUUCUUCUUCGGAGGCUACGAGCUGAGCCGCACGUUCUUCGCCUCCGGGAGGCCGAAGGAGGAGCUGGGUCCCAUUCCUUUAAUACUAAGUGGAGGCUUUGGAGGCAGCCUCUUGUGGAUUGCUGUGUAUCCCGUGGACUGUGUCAAAUCCAGGAUUCAGGUUCUUUCAAUGGCUGGAAAACAGGCUGGUUUCAUGGGAACAUUUGCAAGCAUUGUUAGGAAUGAAGGUGUGUUUGCCCUCUACUCUGGACUAAAGCCAACCAUGAUCCGUGCAUUCCUGGCCAACGGGGCUCUGUUCCUGGCCUAUGAGUACAGCCGGAAACUCAUGAUGAACCAAAUAGAAUCCUACUGAUCCCAGCCAGCAAGCCAGGAACAACCCUUCCAAAUGAACAAAAACCUCUAGGUUGUAUCAGGGUCUGAAUAGAGCCAAAUCAGCGACCUUAUUUUUAAGGAACUCAGCUCCAGUUUAAAAAUUUAUUACACUUUAAAUUCAAGUGAUUUUUUUUUUUUUGAGACAUGAUGUCUCUGUGUUCCUUGAGUUGGACUUGCAGAACUCCAUCUGCAUCCUGCAGAUACUGCACUAGGUACCCUACAGGCCAGGAAGAUCCAUCCCACCUGAGAUGGUGUUCAACAGACUUAUCUGUGGUGACCUGGUGGGUUUCAUGCAACGUGCAGUGAUAGGCUCUGAUUCAUUUAAGACAAAGCACUGUCUUAAAAGUCUAUGCAGUGGUGGGGAAGUUUUCCAGUUGUUGCUGGCAAGCAUCUGUGACUCGAACGACCUGCAGUCUUGUCUAGCCUCACUGAGCGUGACUUGUAUCUGACCCUCAGAUAGACCCAGGACGUUCUCGUUGGCUUCCUCCUGCCCUGUGACUUCCCAAAGCCAACACCGUGAGCU